AUGCCAUCGGAUAAGGAGCAAACAAAUUCUAGUGCGCCAGUCCAAACGGCUCAAGGCCAAACUUACAAUAACGUCGGCGGCCCAAAGAAAGAUACAUCUACGAGACGAAACGAAGCACCACAUAGAUAUGAUAUUCGACAAGAAUAUACCGAUAUCCACUUCAAAGCAGGGGCUCGCGGGGAAGGGUUGCAGAGAACCUUUUACGACGAACGUACCGAUAGCAACAGCCGGUACAGCAACAAACGGCUAGAAGAUGAAAUUAGACAGAGGGUUGAGGCGGAGUUAGAAAGGAAGUAUUCCGAGAAAUAUGAAGAAAUGUUGGGAAACUUUGAGCAGGAUCGAAAGUCGCUGGAAAACAACAACAAAAUUCAGCUGAGAAAAUUGGAAGAAGCCUAUAGGAAGAGUCAGGCCACAUUAGAAGAGAGUCAUUGGGCAUUUUCAAGAAAGGAGCAGGAGACACAAGACCUCAUAUCGAAGCUAAGAUCCAACAUCAAUGAGCUUACAGUGUCCGUCUCGAGGACUGUGAAUGUGAGCGGGGUCACUACCAGAGACGACGACUACUUCGAAGCAGAGUUUGCUAGCCUAAAAAAUUCGAUACAUCAGUGGGCUCGUCAAUCAUUUCGUCAAACUGAUGCAGUUACAUAUGAUCAACUUCCGCCCAGCCUGUCCAAACUUUUAGGAGUUGAUACUCCCGGAUUUAUAAUCCCUCAUGACUCUAAAAUUGGCUCCGCAGAAUUUGAGGCGAUAAUGGCCCACACGAUGAUAUUCGAUAUGAUCUUUAAAUCGAAAUUUCUUCUACCUUGGGAGAGGCUAGAGGGGCUGGAGGAACUGCACGACCUAGAGCAAAGUGAGGGACACCAGAGGCCCGACAUCGCGAGUACUUUUCUACACUAUAUUGGGGGAACCGGUGAGUUUGCAAAAACACUUAAACUAGUGCCAAAGUAUAAAAAACUUACGUGGGGCGCGAUAAUGACAACAUUAGAUCUCAAGAAACGAGAAUGGUUUACUCAAACCAUCAGUAUGCUCUUCGCACACCAUGAGUAUGAAGAGUUCCUUAACUCCAAUAUUCAAUCCGCGCAAAUGAUCCUUCAAGAGCUGUCAAAUAGUCUUUUACCCUUGGAGGGCGCAAAACUAGAUAAGAGCGCAAAAAGGUUAGCCAGUAUCAUUUCAAAGGCUACUCAACUUCAUAAGGAAACCUUCCAGCAGGUAUCGCCAUUUUUCCUCCACACAAUCAAACCAGGAGAACAAUACAAUCCCUCGUUUAUGGAAGAGUUGAACCUACCAGACACUGAGGAGACAAGUGGUCAGCACUACGUUCAAGCAGUUCUUUUCCCGCCAGUAUUUCGGAUAGGGUUCAACGCGGCCGGAAACAACAACUUGGACUAUCCAGUACUUAUACGAAAGGGAGUCGUGAAAUGCUUUCUAGAGAAAAGCUAA
Molecule: messenger RNA, 1437 nt
Organism: Morchella sextelata
Lineage: Eukaryota; Fungi; Ascomycota; Pezizomycetes; Pezizales; Morchellaceae
Exons: 1
Coding region: 1-1437 (478 amino acids)
Source: RefSeq, a predicted model, not a curated record